Molecule: messenger RNA, 2848 nt
Organism: Pterocles gutturalis (yellow-throated sandgrouse)
Lineage: Eukaryota; Metazoa; Chordata; Aves; Pterocliformes; Pteroclidae
Gene: ATP8B3
Product: ATPase, aminophospholipid transporter, class I, type 8B, member 3
Exons: 20
Biological process (GO): phospholipid translocation; Golgi organization
Cellular component (GO): plasma membrane
Molecular function (GO): ATPase-coupled intramembrane lipid carrier activity; magnesium ion binding; ATP binding
Source: RefSeq, a predicted model, not a curated record
GGAAACAAACCUGAAGUUCAGACAAGCCCUUCUGGUUACCCACCAGGAGCUGGUGAGUGAGGAGAGCAUGGCUGCCUUCGAUGGGCGAGUGACCUGCGAAGAGCCCAACAGCCGCAUGCACACCUUCACCGGCACGCUGGAGUGGAGGGGCGAGACCUACUCUCUCGACAGCGAAAGGAUCUUGCUGAGAGGCUGCAAGCUUCGCAACACCGACAUGUGCUACGGCUUGGUGAUCUAUGCAGGAUUUGAUUCCAAAAUUAUGAGGAACUGUGGAAAGAUCAAGAGGAAGAAAACCAAGCUGGACCGCAUGAUGGACCGGCUGGUGAUCAUAAUCUUCCUGCUGCUGUUGGUCACGUCGCUGUGCCUUGCUGUUGCCUCGGGGUUCUGGGCCAGGAUGUUCCAGGAGAAGCACAGCUACCUCUCUGCUCUCUACAAGCACACGACUCCUGCCCAGCAGGCCUUCUUCAACUUCUGGGGCUUCACCAUCCUCCUGAGCAUCAUCAUACCCAUGUCCAUGUAUAUCACGUUUGAAUUCAUCUAUCUGGUGAACAGCUGUUUUAUCAACUGGGAUCUGGAAAUGUAUUACGCUGCCAAAGACAUCCCAGCAAAAGCCAGAAGCACCAGCCUCAAUGACCAACUCGGCCAGAUCGAAUAUAUCUUCUCGGACAAGACUGGCACCUUGACACAAAAUGUCAUGAGCUUCAAGAAAUGCUGUGUCAAUGGGAUCAUCUACGGUACAGGCACAGGCCAUGAGAACAAACAGCCACGGGGGUCGGGGUUGACCUGGAGCCACCAAGGGGAGAAGAAGUUGGACUUCUGUGAUGCGACGCUGCUGGAAGCUGCCCAGCGGGACAGCGACCCCGUACUGCGGGAGUUCCUGAGGCUGCUGGCCCUCUGCCACACCGUCAUGGUGGAGGAGAAGGGCGACCAGCUGGUUUACCAGGCAGCUUCACCGGAUGAAGAAGCGCUGGUGUUGGCAGCCAGGAACUUGGGGUACGUCUUUCUGGCCCGAACGCAAGACACCAUCACCAUCAGCGAGCUGGGGAGGAAGAAGACGUACAAAGUGCUGGCCAUGCUGGACUUCAACAGCGACCGCAAGAGGAUGUCUGUCCUGGUGCGAGACCCCCAGGGCACGAUCCGGCUCUACACCAAGGGGGCUGACACCGUCAUCCUGGAGAGGCUGCAGAGGCGAGGGCCCAAUGAGACCUUCACUGAGAUGGCGCUGGAUCGCUUUGCCGAGGAGACACUGAGGACUUUGUGCCUGGCCAGCAAGGAGGUGAGCGAGGCGGAGUACAGCGAGUGGAGCAGGAGGCACCGCGAGGCCAGCGUCCUGCUGCAGGACCGCGCGCGGGAGCUGGACAAGCUGUACGAGGAGAUGGAGCAGAACCUGCAGCUGCUUGGGGCCACAGCCAUCGAGGACAAGUUGCAAGAUGGAGUCCCCGAGACCAUCCAGCUGCUGAAACUGGGCAACAUUAAAGUGUGGGUGCUCACGGGAGAUAAACAAGAGACCGCCAUGAACAUCGGCUACGCGUGCAAGCUGCUCACGGACGACAUGGAGAUCCUGGAGGAGAAGGAGAUCAGCGAGAUCCUCAAGGCUUACUGGGUGACCAACAACAACGUCAGUGGCAGCAGGGACGCCCUAUGCAGCGGCCACCUCUCCCAGCAGCGCCCAGAGCCUUCGCACCACAAGAAGAGAGCUCUCAUCAUCAGCGGGGACUUCCUGGACAAAAUCCUCCACACGGGAGAGGUGCUGAAGGAGAAGAAGGGGCAGCUGUGGCGGCGGCUGGCUUGCUGCGGGGCUCCAGGCUCAGAGGAGUUGGGCAGUCUGGUGGAGAAAGCCUUCGUGGACUUGGCCACCAGCUGCCAGGCGGUGAUCUGCUGCAGGGUGACCCCCAAGCAGAAAGCCCUCAUCGUGCAGCUGGUGAAGAAGCACAAAAAGGCCAUCACGCUGGCCAUCGGCGACGGGGCCAACGACGUCAACAUGAUCAAAACUGCUGACAUCGGGGUGGGCAUCAGCGGGCUGGAGGGCAUGCAAGCCGUGCAGUGCAGCGACUACGCCCUGGCGCAGUUCUCUUACCUCCAGCGCCUCCUGCUCGUCCACGGCCGCUGGGCAUACCUCCGCAUCUGCAAGUUCCUCCGCUACUUCUUCUACAAGACCUUUGCUGGCCUCAUGGCUCAGGUCUGGUUCGCUUUCCACAACGGAUUCACGGCUCAGCCUCUGUACGAUGGCUGGUUCCUUGCACUCUACAACAUUUUCUACACUGCCUACCCCAUACUGUCCGUGGGCCUUCUGGAGCAGGACGUAAGUGCCAAGAAGAGUCUGGAGUUCCCUGAGCUCUACGUGAUCGGGCAGCAAGACGAGCUCUUCAACUACCGCAUUUUCGGCGUCACGCUCCUGCAUGGGGUCAGCACCUCGCUCGCCAGCUUCUACAUUGCGCUCUGGGCCUUCGAAGACCGUGUCGGCAGCAAGGCUGUUGGUGACUAUGAGUCCUUCGGCGUCACAGUGGCCACGUCAGCACUGCUGUCGGUCAUCAUGGAGAUCGUCCUGGACACCAAGUUCUGGACAGCGUUGUCCUUCCUGAUGGUCACAGCCAGCCUGUUGCUCUUUUGCCUCUUCUCCUUCCUGACCCAAAGCAUUGACGCCUUCAGGAUAGCCCCUGCCGUCUUCCGCUUCCCAGAUGCCAGCCAGAAUGCCCUGACCGACCCCUACGUCCUGCUGGUGGUUCUGCUGUCCCUGGUUGUGAACACCAUCCCCUCGCUUGUUGUCCACUCGUACCACGCCAUUGCGGGCAAAACCACCAUCCAGCAGCCCUGAUUUCCCAUCUCCUUGCAGAAGAUCUGCCAGAAG